GAUGAAAUCUUCAAGAAUGCCGCGCUGUGGCCGCCCGGAGGAUGACGAUUGGUGUGAGCAACAAUUUGGUCGACAACCUCCCGAUCACCCCCUACCUGGCAGACGCCCCGGUGAUAUUCCCGGUCGAUUGGGUCUACGUGCUUACGACUCUGAGGAAGAGGAUGACGAUCGACCUCGAUUCCUUGGUACGCGGCUAAUAGAUCCUCGUCAUGGAGGCCAACCUGGUUUUCCACCUCGCCAUACUGGCAUGUCGCUUCGUAGUCCCGGUGCUAUGUCCGAAUAUGGUGGUAGACAUGGCUACAGUAGCGAAGACGAGGAAGGGGACGAGUACCCCAUGAACAGACUCGGAGCAUUCCUGAAUCAGGUUCGUCUCGGUGGCAGAGACCCCUAUGACUAUGACGACCCGCCGCCUCCUCGGCGUCUUGGGGAUGGACCUGAACGAGGUGAUAGACGCGGUUCUGACGGAGAAGGAGAAUACUGCAACAAAGGUAGGCGGGAUAGACCUGUUCGCCCUCCACGCGAUGGGCUACGGGGUCCUGAUGGUCCUGAGGAGUUCAUUCCGCCUGGAAUGCGACGUCUACCCCAGCGUGAGGAGCCUCGUUUCCGCCCAUGGGGUAUAUCCGGAAAUAGGCCUAUAGGUGGGUGGCCGAAUGACGAUGAGAAUGACGAGCUGGACAGGACUGAUAGGCUCUCUGGAAUCGAGUUCCUGAGGUCCAUUCGGACACCUGGAACCGGAACCUCUCGCUGGUGAUAGAAUUAGAUCAAGUGUUGGUCUCAGGUCUCGUCGUCGCUUUUCUUGAUAGCGCACAUGAGUGGGCUGCUUGCGGUUGCUCAGACUCUCUUGAUUAGCUGUCAUGUUCUGCAGUCCUCAAGCUGUACUACGAGUCCGAAAUCUUGAUAGACUAAUAAAACGAGCAUAUCAUGCAACACAAUAUCUCGAGUCUUGGCAAUGUUCC
This is a messenger RNA of Didymella exigua CBS 183.55, 956 nucleotides long. RefSeq lists its product as uncharacterized. The record is from RefSeq and is a predicted model, not a curated record. Lineage: Eukaryota; Fungi; Ascomycota; Dothideomycetes; Pleosporales; Didymellaceae. The annotation marks the transcript as partial. The transcript has a single exon.